GGCAGCCGCUGCAGGAGCCUCGGGUCUGCCCGGCUCCCGGGCGAGGCCCGGCUCCUGGGCGAGGCUGGAACUGCUGGCAGCCUCACAGGCGGCCGGUGGCGCUGGCUCGGGCGUGCUGGACGGGCCGCGGCCAUGGUGGACGCCGACGGCGGUUUGGUGGCGGCUGCCUGGGGAGGCGCUCCCUCGCCAGCUUCCCGUGCAGCGCAGCACUGCCCGGGCCCAGCUGCAGGCCGUGGAGCGCGCGCCGGCGCAUGCUGUGCCGCCAACUGUGCUCCAUUGCGACCGCCAGAGAGUUCUGGAUGGAGUUGCCGCUGGUCGGGCAUGGUGCGUGUGCGUUGCCAGGCCCGAGGAUCUCGGCCUUGGGCCCGCGGGCGUGCUGCUCCAGAAGACGACGGCGCCCCAGACCGCGGCGGGGGUGGCAAGGCUGGAGGCUGCUGAACUCCAAAUUGCGCGGGCGAGCGCAGAGGCUGACCGCCUUGCUGGCCAGGGCGCGGGCGAGGGAGUAAAACAUCCUCUCGAGCAUGUUUAAGAGGCAUGCGUGGCCGAGGAGGAACACAUCGAGAUUGCCUUGAACUACGUCGCCGAGCUCACCGAACAGGUGUAUAAUUCGCACAGCGGUUGGCCAGACGCGGGCAGGUUGCCAGGCCCUUCGCCCCAUGCACCUCCGCCGCCGCCUCGGUUCGAACUCGUCCCAGAAUUGUCCGAGCGGCAUGACCUCAGGUGCCGGCGGGGCGGUGGCUGGGAGUGCCACCGCUGCCGCCGCCACGCUGCAAAGGUCGACGCGCUGGAGGUGGAGCGCUGCCUGCUGCAUGCGGCCGCCCGCCUUGCCGUGGACGUCGGCAGCGCUGGGCUGGGCAGCCGCGGACAUGGCCUGUGGCGCACAGCGGAGGUCGUGUGGUGCCGCCGCCCUUGCGGCCAGAACACGAUGAGCCGUCUGGCCAGGCUGCGGGGCGCUUACCCCGGCGGGCAUCCGCAGCCGUCCGUGCUCGCCAACAAGGCCGGACGAGCCGCGAGGGCACGGGUCAUCGAUCUCCCGCUCGGGGUGGCGGCGCCGCUCAGCGGGAGCGGGAGACGUGACGUGGCAGGCCCGCGCGGGCAUUGGCGCUAGGAGCGGCGCUGGCCAGCGAAUGUUAGAGCUGCGGAAGCUGCGCGGGGCAUUUAGGUGCCAGGCGGGCAGGGCCCUCUGGACACAGUUGUCCCGCCUGACCCUUUUCAAGUAGCGCUGGGCCG
Prorocentrum cordatum is the source of this 1230-nucleotide messenger RNA. Lineage: Eukaryota; Dinophyceae; Prorocentrales; Prorocentraceae. The record is from the annotation of a GenBank genome assembly.